This is a messenger RNA of Fonsecaea pedrosoi CBS 271.37, 1707 nucleotides long. RefSeq lists its product as uncharacterized. Gene Ontology annotation, molecular function: heme binding; oxidoreductase activity, acting on paired donors, with incorporation or reduction of molecular oxygen; monooxygenase activity. Bases 1 to 1707 code for a protein of 568 amino acids. The record is from RefSeq and is a predicted model, not a curated record. The transcript has 2 exons. NCBI's taxonomy places the organism in Eukaryota, Fungi, Ascomycota, Eurotiomycetes, Chaetothyriales, Herpotrichiellaceae.
AUGGCGUGGAAUCCCACGGUCGUGUCAUUCAUCUGCAUCCCGCUCCUGGCUUUGCUAGUGGCACGCGCCUACGGGCUGCUAGUCAACUACCUACAAGUGAGAAAACUGGGGAUUCCCAUCGUCGUCAUCCCUUUUUCAUGGCAGGACGACUUCUUGAUUCUGGCCUAUCCGUACCUGAGGCACCUCCGCCAUUUGCCCUGGAUCGGGCAUUUUUUCGUGCUCAGCUACCAUUCCUGGGCCCAGGACGAGCGGUAUCACCCGCACCAAAAGUAUGGCGACGUCUUUGUAGUUGUUUCCCCAAAGCAGAACGAGAUCGUGGUCAACGACCCCGGCGUGGCCGUGGACCUGCAGACCCAGUACAAAGCGUGGGUCAAACCGCAACCGCUGUACGAGCUCUUCAAUGCAUUCGGCCCAAAUGUCAUCAGCGUCAACGGCGAAGACUGGCAGCGCCACCGCAGAAUCGUCAACCCAGCUUUCCGUGAGCAGAACAACAGGCUCGUGUGGGACGAGUCGCUGAGCCAGGCGAGGCAGAUGAUCGAGGUGGUUGCCAAUCGAGCAGAUGGCCGCCGAUCAAUGCUUGACGUCCGGAACGACUGCGUCCUGAUCGCGAUGCACGUCCUCUCCGCUGCCGGUUUCGGACAUAUUCACGACUUUGACGGAGGCUUUCGUGAGAUCCCAAAGGGCCACAAAACCAGUCUGGCCGAAUCGUUGAAGUUUCUCCUCCAGAACAUUCUCUUCGCCGUGCUGUUCAAAAAUGCACGUGUCUUCCGCUGGAUGAUGCCUGCUUUAUAUCGACAGGUCACCGCCAUGACGGACGAGUUCAUUCGAUACAUGAAGGAGAUCGUCGCCUACAACCGGGCCAUCACGCAGGGAGGUGGCAGCAGCAGCGGGGCCGAUAUCGUCAGCGCCCUGGUGGAGGCCGACGAGGCGGCGAAAAGAGAACAGAAGAAGGCCGGCCACGGCGCUGGGGCGAAGCCAAUGUACCUCAGUGACACGGAAUUACUAGGUAACCUGUACAUCUUCAAUCUGGCCGGCUUUGAGACCACUGCGAACGCACUGACCUACACAAUCCCGUUCUUGGCCACCAACCGCGAGAUCCAGGACUGGGCGGGCGAAGAAGUGGACGCAGUGUUGAAAAAGUGGGAGGGUCGAAAGCUCGACUACGAAGAGGUGUUUCCGCAACUCGUGAGGUGUUUGGCACUGAUGUAUGAGACCCUUCGUCUCUGGGGGCCAGUGCCCGCGACGAACCGCUGGUGUGUCGGCCAACCACACUCUCUGCGAGUCAAGGGCCAAGAAAUCGUGGUGCCAGUCGAGACGUAUGUGACGAUAAAUCUAUAUGCUGUCCACUCCGACCCGCGGUGGUGGGGAGGCGACUCACUCAAAUGGAACCCGCGGCGCUGGAUAGUAACCGACCCGGCGACAGGGGUCGAGUCCCUCGCUCAUCCUCCACCGGGCGCCGCGUUUGUGCCCUGGAGUGUCGGGCCCAGGGUCUGUCCUGGGAAGAAGUUCAGCCAGGUCGAAUUCGUAGCCGUCAUUUCGACACUGCUCAGCAAAUGCCGCCUGAAACCGCUAAUCAUGGAGGGGAAAAUGACGACGGAAGAGCAGGCCAGCUCGGCGCUGUUGCAGGUGCUGGAGGACUCGAUGAAUAUCAUUACACCCAAAAUGCGUCGACCUGAAGAUGCGGGCGUGGUGUUUGUUCCACGAUAG